This is a messenger RNA of Fonsecaea erecta, 543 nucleotides long. RefSeq lists its product as hypothetical. Gene Ontology annotation, cellular component: nucleus; negative cofactor 2 complex. Gene Ontology annotation, biological process: negative regulation of transcription by RNA polymerase II; positive regulation of transcription by RNA polymerase II; transcription by RNA polymerase II. NCBI's taxonomy places the organism in Eukaryota, Fungi, Ascomycota, Eurotiomycetes, Chaetothyriales, Herpotrichiellaceae. The record is from RefSeq and is a predicted model, not a curated record. The coding region runs from base 1 to 543 and encodes 180 amino acids. Gene Ontology annotation, molecular function: transcription corepressor activity; RNA polymerase II general transcription initiation factor activity; protein heterodimerization activity. The transcript is spliced from 2 exons.
AUGCCUCGAACCCGGCAACAAAAAGCCGCCGAGGCGCUGGAACAAGAAUACAACCUAAAUGCAGCAACAAGGAACGUUAUCCAGCCCAAGGUAGAGCAAGUCCAACCUGUACAACCAGUCAUGCCCGUCGCCACGGCAGACCCUGCAUUCGGGAUCGAUGUGAGGACCAAAUUCCCUGUUGCACGCAUCAAGCGUAUCAUGCAAGCAGACGAAGAUGUCGGCAAAGUUGCCCAAGCCACACCCACGGCAGUUUCCAAAGCGCUGGAGCUGUUCAUGAUCACUCUUGUCUCCAAGGGCGCGGCCGAAGCCAGAGCAAAUAAUUCGAAACGAGUUACAGCACAGCAUCUCAAGGCCGCGCUGAUGAAAGACGGGCAGUUCGACUUUUUGAACGAGAUCUGUCAGGCCAUCCCCGAUGAAGGCUCGAAGAAAGGCAGGGCCAAGUCGGAGGCUAAGAGUGAAGACAGCGAAGAAGAUAUCAAACCCAAAGGCAAGGGGAAGGGAGGCAAGAAGCGGAAAGUGGAGACUGAUGAUGAAAGUGACUGA